Penicillium odoratum is the source of this 702-nucleotide messenger RNA. RefSeq names its product riboflavin synthase. The record is from RefSeq and is a predicted model, not a curated record. The transcript has 3 exons. Gene Ontology annotation, biological process: riboflavin biosynthetic process. NCBI's taxonomy places the organism in Eukaryota, Fungi, Ascomycota, Eurotiomycetes, Eurotiales, Aspergillaceae. Gene Ontology annotation, molecular function: riboflavin synthase activity. Bases 1 to 702 code for a protein of 233 amino acids.
AUGUUUACAGGUCUAGUAGAGACGAUUGGAACGGUUACGGCCCUGGAGCCCCUCGAUACCUCGUCAAGUGGGGGCGGGGGAACCUCUCUGACGAUCUCCAACUGCGAGGAGAUCUUGGGAGACGCGCACUUGGGUGAUAGCAUCAGCGUCAAUGGAACCUGCCUCACCGUGACCGAGUUCGACAAGACCUGGUUCAAGGUCGGAGUUGCGCCGGAGACGCUGCGCCGCACAAAUCUUGGAUCUCUGCAGGCUGGCUCAUUUGUCAAUCUCGAGCGCGCCGUCGCGGCGGAUACACGGAUGGGCGGACAUUUCGUGCAGGGCCAUGUUGAUACCGUUGCGAAAAUUCUUUCCGUGACACCGGACGGAAACGCCUUGACGUUCCGGCUGCAGCCGCGAGAGAGGGAUAUCCUGCGCUACGUUGUCGAAAAGGGAUACGUUACUCUAGAUGGUGCCAGUUUGACUGUUACCAAGGUUGUUGAUGGUGAGGAUGGCUACUGGGAGGUUAUGCUUAUUGCCUACACCCAGGAAAAGGUCGUUACGGCCGGGAAGAAGCCUGGUGAGGAGGUCAAUGUUGAGAUUGACAUUGUGGGUAAAUACGUUGAGAAGAGUGUCCAGGGUUACUUUGCCGGUACUGCUGGAGGUGAUUUCGCUAUUCUCGAGAAGAUGGUGUCUCGCAUUAUCGACGAGAAGCUGAAGAAAUAA